Geodia barretti is the source of this 833-nucleotide messenger RNA. The record is from the annotation of a GenBank genome assembly. Lineage: Eukaryota; Metazoa; Porifera; Demospongiae; Tetractinellida; Geodiidae.
GAAACCAGCCCACCUUGGGAGUGUCCUUUUUUCACAGGUGUCCCUUUUUAGGAGGUGUAUUAGUAAGGAGCAGCACAGUGCGUCAUUUAGUUGGAGGGGCCUUUUUGGAGGUUCCACUGUGUAUCUUUGUGUUUUUAUUGCCAUGUUAGCCUUCUUUAUAUCAUUCUUCAUCCACCCCCUCUGUCUAUAUGACUUCUUCCCUCUGGGUGUGACUUCAUUUCCCUAUCUCUACCACCAGAUCUCCCUACUUGCUGGUGACCAGUUCCCUGAAGAUAUACAAGAUGCCUAUGACAGGUGCAGACUCCCAGGCUGCACUCGAAAUAAUAGCGGCUGACAAUGGCAUAUCAGCCAUUGCCUUUCACUACAGGUUGGGUUACAUCUUUUGGAUCAAUGUACGAGAUCGCUGCAUCAAGAGAGCUAACAUGGACGGUACCAACAUCACGACUUUAGUCAUGGGAGACCUAUCAAAGCCUGCUGACUUGGCAGUGGAUUGGAUCCACGAUAAACUCUAUUGGAGCGACUCUGGUUUCAAGAGAAUUGAAGAAGUAGACCUCCAUACAAAUGAAAGGAGAAUUGUUGUUCAGUUGGACUCUGGCAGUAACCCAGUGGGUCUUGCCGUAUAUCCUACCAUGGAGCAUGGUGUUCUGUAUUGGACGGACAGUGGUAACCGUAAUCUGCAGAGGAUCCUCAAUACAGGCACUUCUCAUGCUGUCAUUCACCAAGCCAACUGUGUUCAGCCAAUUGCCCUUAAACCUACGAGAGAGAAUGGUGUACUGGGGAGACCAGUGUACAUAUUCCAUAGAGUCCGUCUUGAUCAACGGGACCAGCCAUAG